Messenger RNA from Hemiscyllium ocellatum (epaulette shark), 5671 nucleotides. RefSeq names its product unc-51 like autophagy activating kinase 2 (gene ulk2). The coding region runs from base 493 to 3711 and encodes 1072 amino acids. Gene Ontology annotation, biological process: protein autophosphorylation; autophagy; positive regulation of autophagy. The record is from RefSeq and is a predicted model, not a curated record. Lineage: Eukaryota; Metazoa; Chordata; Chondrichthyes; Orectolobiformes; Hemiscylliidae. Gene Ontology annotation, molecular function: ATP binding; protein serine/threonine kinase activity. Gene Ontology annotation, cellular component: cytoplasm; autophagosome. The transcript is spliced from 28 exons.
GCGGCGGCGACAAGUCAAUGGGGGAGGGGGGAAGGGCCAAUGUAUAAUUAACAAAAUAAACCCCAGCCCCCUGCUACCAUGACAAAAGAAACAAUAAAAACACCGUAGCAACACCACAGGGUUUGGGGGUGGGAUAUUUUUGUUUUUGUACACCGUCACUUCAGCUAGUCGCCCGCUCUUAUUUAUAAUAUAUAUAUGUGUUUAUAAGUCUAUGCUCUAUUUAAUGCUAAGUAUGCGCAGGAAUCGGACUCCGGUGGAGUGGGGUUAUGCUGCUGCUGCUUCAGCUGGUUGUUCCGAGGAGCUGCUGCUGCUGCUGCGGGCCUUCGCUGCGGGAGUCGGGAUCUGCCGUGCGGCUCAGUCUCUGAGGGAGGAGGAAGACACCCUGCCAGCGGCGGCACCGUCCUCCGGCUCGCCACUCACCGCUCUCCGCUCGCCACCGCUCUCCUCUUAGCCCCUCUCACCCCCCCCCCCCCCAGGCCGUGCCCGCUGGUUAUGGAGGCAGUGGGCGACUUCGAGUACAACAGGAAAGAUCUCAUAGGACACGGAGCCUUUGCUGUGGUCUUUAAAGGCCGCCACAGGAAGAAAUCCGACUGGGAAGUAGCUGUGAAAUGCAUAAACAAGAAAAAUCUGUCAAAAUCUCAAAUUCUGCUCGGGAAAGAAAUCAAGAUAUUAAAGGAGCUUCAGCAUGAGAACAUCGUUGCACUUUAUGAUGUUCAGGAGACUCCAAACUCUGUUCACUUGGUGAUGGAGUAUUGCAAUGGAGGUGACCUGGCAGAUUAUCUGCAAGCUAAAGGGACACUUAGUGAAGACACCAUUAGAGUCUUUCUUCAGCAGAUUGCAGCUGCUAUGCGAAUACUUCACAACAAAGGAAUAAUCCAUCGGGAUCUGAAACCACAGAAUAUUCUACUAUCUUAUGUCAGCCGGAAAAAAUCUCAUAUGAAUGGAAUUCGUGUCAAAAUAGCUGACUUUGGCUUUGCCCGGUAUUUACAGAGUAAUAUGAUGGCUGCCACUCUUUGUGGGUCCCCCAUGUACAUGGCACCUGAGGUCAUUAUGUCGCAACAUUAUGAUGCCAAGGCAGACCUCUGGAGUAUAGGCACAGUAAUCUUUCAGUGUCUUGUUGGAAGGCCUCCUUUCCAGGCUAACAGCCCACAAGAUUUAAGGCUCUUCUAUGAAAAGAACAAGACUUUAGUGCCCAACAUCCCGAGCGAAACUUCCAGUCACCUGGGUGGCCUAUUGCUUGGCUUGCUUCAGAGAAACCAGAAAGACCGAAUGGAUUUUGAAACAUUCUUUAACCAUCCUUUCAUGGAUCAAACAUUGUCAGUCAAAAAAUCAUGCCCUGUGCCUGUACCCACGUGCCCUGGUUCUGUUUCUGGUAGUUCUUGUGGCAGCUCUCCAUCUUGUCAUUUUGCCUCUCCUCCUUCGUUACCAGAUAUGCAACGUAUACAGGAAGAUGCUCUGUCUUCUCCUCCUCUGGGUCCGCCUAAUUAUCUGCAGGUUUCUAAAGACUCUGCCAGCAGUGGCAGUAAGAACUCUUCAUGUGACACAGAUGACUUUGUUCUUGUUCCACAUAGCAUCUCCUCAGAUCAGUCAUAUGACAUGCCACUGGGGACACUUGGCAGGCGAACUUCCAGUGAAUUUCUGAUGUGUGGAGGGCAGUCACCUUUAACAUCUUCUGGGGGCUCAGCUGCUCUACAAAGACCUUCCUCCGCCUCAUCCAGGUCAAGCUCUUCUAGCUCAGCCAACAGGCCGUGUCCACCUCCAGUGUCGCCUCGCACUGAGUCAGCUCCGAUUCCAGUCCCUACUCAGAUUCGAAACUAUCAGCGGAUUGAGCAGAACCUGCAUGUAACGUCCAGCCACAACACCAACCCCUAUGGGUCACCCAGAUCUGGAAUGGUGAAGAGGUCGAACACAAGCCCAGUAGGUUUUGUGAAACCAACAUCUGGAUCACCAGCUGCUGCAGAUGCACCCCAAAAUCCAGGCCGCAGGCUCUCCACUGGAUCCUCCCGGCCUUACUCGCCUUCACCUUUGGUUGGAACUAUCCCUGAACAGCUUAGUCAUUGCUGUUGUGGCUUGCCUCAGGGACAUGAGUCAAGAUCGAGGACACCAUCAGGCUCACCUUCUCCUCAAUCCCACUUAUUGGGUGCCAGACUCCAGAGUGCUCCAACUCUUACUGACAUCUACCAGAGCAAACAGAAACUACGUAAGCAGCACUCGGACCCAGUCUGUCCUUCAUCAGCAGGGUAUGGAUGUAGCCACUCUCCACAGCCUAGCAGACCAGUUAGCCUUGGGACUUCCCCAACAAAGCACAUGGGAACGUCUCCACGGAGUUCAGAUUGGCUGCAUAAAACCCCACUACCCACCAUCAUUGGAUCACCAACAAAGACCACUGCUCCUCUCAAGCUGCCUAAAACUCAAGCAUCUUCCAAUUUGCUUGCCUUGGCUGCACAGCAGGGAUUAACUGAGAGUCCACCAAUGCAGUCGAAAGCCGUGUUGGAGGCUAGGGAAUUCUGCACCUAUCAUUAUCCACAAGGAAAUGCUAAGUGUACAGCUUCUGAGGAGAACAAAACUACUUUUGGCAGAUCUGUAAGUACAGGAAGAUUGUCAGAUCAGGUAAUAAAGACCACAUUUGGAGGACAGACAUAUCAAGGCAGCACAGACAGCCUCAAUACGGAACGUCCAAUGGACACAGCUCCAGCAGGUGCUUCUGGUUUGACAAUGGGUUCCCCUGCCAUGGUGAUAGGAGUGAGCCCAAGGACUGUGGUGUUCACUGUAGGUUCACCACCAAGUAGUGUCACCCCUCCCCAUAGCAGUCACAUGGUCACCAGAACAAGAACAAUGUCAGUUGGCUCAAACAGUCCACUAGGAUCUCUCUGCUCCAACAGCGGAAGAAUUUGCAUGGGCUCUCCACCAGGUGCUUACAUGGGUACCUCACCUCCUGGAGCCGAAGGUCCUUCCAGUUUGAAGUACGUGACGUUUGGUACCUCGCCUCCUAGCUUAGAAGGAUUUAUCACAUUCGAAGCUCCAGAAUUGCCAGAAGAGACCUUAAUGGAGAGAGAACAUACAGAUACCUUGCGACACCUGAACACAAUGUUGACGUUUGCAGAAUGCAUCAUGGAUAUUGCAGUGGUGAAAGGAGGCAGUGUGGACCUAGGCACCUCUGCUGCCUCUCUCUACCAAAUCCAGGAGAGUGUUGUGGUUGAUCAGAUUAGUCGUCUCAGCAAGGAGUGGGGACAAGUGGAGCAACUUGUACUAUACAUGAAAGGAGCUCAGCUGUUGGCAUCUUCUUUGCAUCUUGCAAAAGACCAGGUUAAGUCAGGCAAGCUGAACCCAUCUACAGCAGUUAAGCAAGUUGUUAAAAAUAUGAAUGAUCGAUACAAGUGCUGCAUCUCCUUUUGCAAAAAGCUUACUGAAAAACUGAAUCGUUUCUUCUCCGAUAAGCAGAGAUUUGUGGAUGAAAUCAACAGUGUUACUGCAGAGAAGCUCAUCUACAGCUAUGCGGUGGAAAUGGUGCAAUCAGCUGCACUCGACGAAAUGUUCCAGCAAACAGAGGACAUCACAUAUCGGUACCACAAAGCAGCGUUAUUAUUGGAAGGCUUGACAAAGACUCUGCAAGAUCCUGCUGAUAUUGACAACAUCCACAAAUACAAGACCAGCAUUGAACGCAGACUGUCUGCACUGUGCCAUGGCACAGUGGCCCUAUAUGAAAACUAGCCUUCUGAAAUGGACCACUCACAACAGAGCAGGGACCACCACCUUUCCUGGAUCACGCUCAGUCUUGGAGAUGCCUUUCCCCUUUUUGUUUUAAUGUUUACUUCCCCCCAUCUCUAUUGUGGAAAACUGUUCAUACUGAGGCUGUUAGUUUUCACCGCCAGUACCAACCCACGUAACGAGGAACGUUUGAUUUUUGUUUUGAAGAGUUACCAAAGAGGAGUUCUUGUUUCAAAGGAAAGGAAAUUUAUGUAUAAAUAUAGAUUAAUACUUCUGGAAAACCCUCUCAACGAUGUAGCAUUUUCUUUCAUUUCAUUUUAUCUCAGAGGUGAAGUAUGAGGCAGAUUCACUACUUUUGGCUUCAAAAGCCACCUAUAUCACUGGAGAGCAUUAAUAUAUGAAUGGGAGUCAAACUGAAGCUCGUCUGUUUUUGUGACAGGACUCCUGGGUACUUGGAAACUGAUUCAGAAACAUUUUGCUCCAUCUGAAUAACUUGUGUAUAAACAGUACUGUGCUGUGGCAAAUUGGCAAGUUGUCUUUCUCCAAGUGAAACUUUUACGGUCAUUUUUAAACACUAAUGAUGUGAUAAAUGAGCCACAGUUAUUUACAGUAGUUUUAAGUUUUACCAGGCAGUCAAAGGCAUGAAAUGCCUUCCAUCUUCUGCUACAUCAUAUACAUGUCAACCCAUGGAAACUGACCAUCAAGGAGGAGUUAAGCACUUUAUGUGGAUAGGAAGUUGACAGCAAGACAUGAGGGGAUGGCUGCAGCUCACCUCUAUGCUUGUAAACCUGACAUCACUUUGGAUGGGCAAAGAGAGGGGAUUUUCUUGUUUAUUUUUCUUCUUUUUUCCUCGAAGCUCCUGAGACAGGAACUAUUGAAACCACAAAGACUGCUCCAACAGACAACCACUUCUGAUUGCACUAUCACAGUUCUUUGAACAUCUUUAAUGUUAUGCAGAACUCCUUGUAAAAUGACACAGCUUAAAAGCUGUACUGAAGAAAUAGGAAAUAAAGAAUACUAUCCUAGUAGGUUAGGCUCCAACGCAUUCAACGAAACAAAUUUUAAAUGUGUUUUGGAGCAAGAAGCACAAAGUGCUUGACACUUUAACUAAAAAGACUGCAAAAAAAAAGCGUGUGUUAAUUACAAGCCUUUCCAUUUUUUCUACUUAUUAAAUACUUGAGUAGUUCAUAUAGAGCAACUGUCUGUAUAUAAUGAAACUAGUAUUUUUUUUCUCUUUCUGCCAGUGAUUGACUUUUAAACAAUAUUUUUUGGCUGGCUUUGUGCAUGUAUUCAGUGUGAUUGUGCCACUGAACUGACCUGAUAAUAUUGCUAACAACGCUGUUUGUUCAGACAGUAUUAUGGAGUUAACGCAUUCUUCCUGUAGACUGACAACCUGUCGUGCAGACUAAUGUAACAAUUGGUAUUUUCAGGGGUGGAAAAAACACAUUAUCAGGACUCCGGGAACCAGAUUACAAAACAAUGUGGACCUUUUUGAAUCCCAGGUUUUGCUUCUAGAGAGUAGUUUUGUCACUCGUGUGAACUAUAGAAUUUGAAGUUCUUUUCCAAACCUGUGUACAUCUUGCAUGUAGGUGUGCAUUCACCUAAACAAAGUGAACAAGCACAAUUGUUCCAUUUUUCUAUCAUACAUAAUCAGAUGAACAAUUCUGGCUUGGCAAUAGGCAUCCCACAGUCUGGUGAAGGGUUGCAAUUAAGCUGGCACUAACAAUGGCACUUGAAUUUAAAAGGAUAUUUGAUUAGAAAUUUUAUUUUUGUAAUUUUAAAAUGAAAUAAAAGCAGGUGGUAACUCUAGUAUAAGGGAUGACAUCUAUGUGGUACGCUAAUGAGACACAGUAUGCAUCAUUACAGGAAAUGAUGCAAUGUCACAUGAUCUUGUUCUCAUGCAGUCUUGUGGCAAGAUGAAGCUUCCUUUAAUGCUUCUUAAAUAAAGUUACUGUUUUCCUUA